CAAAGUUUUGCAAAUAAAAAAGGGUAUGCUUAUUAUAUGACUUAACGUAAUAUGAUAAAGAGUACUUUCAAGGUAUUUUAUUUCCGCUAUUUGGCAACUCUGCUUUAUUACUCACGCUACUCCAAGAGCAUUGUGCUGCACAACUACAUAUAUUUUUUACCAAUUGUGGUCGCUGUUUGUUGCUUGCUUAUGGGAUAUGCAGUCUUGUUAAUAGAGAGAGUCAAAUUGGGCUUUUUAAAUUAUGCUCACUCUGGCCGCUUUUAGUCACUUUCAGCGCGUAAAUGGAAGAGCAUUUAUAUUGUACUAAAACGCAUAAUGUGCCGGCAAUUAAAAGUUUUACUGUUAUUUACGGUGCUACUCUAUCUGGGUGGAGCAGGACAGGUGACAGCAUGGAUGGCAUUGGGAAAUUAUCAUAAUCCAGCGAAUGCCGGUAAAUGCACCAUCAGCGAAACGAUCGCCAUUUCGCCGGGCGAGAAAGUAAAAUCACCGGAGACGUGCGCCGUAAUACAUUGCGACAAUGAAAAUGGCGACGCCACAAUCACUGGUUGUGGCUCGAUUGGCGCUCCAGAUGGCUGCGAGUGGGGCGAUUAUGUGAAUGAACAAGCGGACUUCCCCACGUGUUGCGCUCGCUAUUUGAAUUGUGUUGGCGGUUUGAACAAUGAAACUCAAAGUUAUCAAGAAAAUAUAUGGGCAAUGUUUUCGCCUGAUUUGAAAAAUUCCGGUUUGGAGAGUGCUACCAUAGCGAAGCAGCAAUGAAAUACACGGUGAAAAUAUAUGCUUCACUUAAAAAAAAAUGUAAAUAACUGUUAACUAAUUUUAUUAACAAAUUUAGCAUAACCUACUAUUUAAAUAUAUUAAUUUUUUAAUACUAGUAAAAUGUAUUAGAUGUGAAAGUCGAUAAUUCAAUUAAAAAACACAAUUUCCAAAAUUCAA
Messenger RNA from Bactrocera oleae (olive fruit fly), 933 nucleotides. RefSeq lists its product as uncharacterized. The record is from RefSeq and is a predicted model, not a curated record. Lineage: Eukaryota; Metazoa; Arthropoda; Insecta; Diptera; Tephritidae.